AAAUUGUUCAAUUACACAAUUUAUAUUUUAUUAGGAAAAUGUAACUCAUGAUUUGUAAAGUUUUUAUAUUUCUCUGCAUAAAGAUUUUCAAAACAUCGCGCACAGCGCAGGCCAACGGGCGAGUGCGCAUGUGUAAUUAAACAAAGGCACUAGGAACUUAUAUCAUCGAUAUAUACAUACAUACAUAAAUACAUAUGUCAAGGGACGCGUGCAGUAUUGAGGAUUAGAAAAAAGCAUAGUAUUUUGGUUUACUAACCACUACAGUUGACAUUGUUUUAAUAUUUUUAAUUCUUAUAAUAGCUUUAGCAUGACGUCAGCAAUAGAAUCUAUGGUAGUAGACGAAAAACAGCUACCAGAAAAACCAAUAGACAGAGAAAAAACAUGUCCACUUUUACUUCGAGUAUUUUGCAAUACAGGACGACAUCAUAAUAUAAUGGAAUACAGUAGAGGAAAUGUUCCCUCAAAUGAGUUACAAAUAUAUACAUGGAUGGAUGCUACUUUAAGAGAAAUUACAGGAUUAGUUAAAGAAGUAAAUCCAGAUGCUAGAAGUAAGGGAACAUAUUUUGAUUUUUCAUUAGUAACUCCAGAAUUACGAAAUUCUGGAUAUCGUAUGCGUGAAAUUGGGGUUACCUGUUCAGGACAGAAAGGUGCUGAUGAUAACAAAACACUUGCACAAGCAAGGUUUACAAUUGGUGAUUAUCUAGAUAUAUCUAUUACACCACCAAAUCGGCAACCAGCAAUUAGGCGAGGUGCAUUACGUCAGUAUUGAUCCAAAUAACAAAAAUUAUACCCUCCAUAAAUUAUUUCAAUAAUUCAGUAAUUUUGUAUUAAUAAAAAAUAUUUAAUUCAAAA
Messenger RNA from Osmia lignaria (orchard mason bee), 852 nucleotides. It is a transcript of the gene Bin1, whose product is annotated as histone deacetylase complex subunit SAP18. Lineage: Eukaryota; Metazoa; Arthropoda; Insecta; Hymenoptera; Megachilidae. Gene Ontology annotation, biological process: negative regulation of DNA-templated transcription. Gene Ontology annotation, molecular function: transcription corepressor activity; transcription factor binding. Gene Ontology annotation, cellular component: nucleus. The record is from RefSeq and is a predicted model, not a curated record.